Messenger RNA from Salvelinus fontinalis (brook trout), 7729 nucleotides. RefSeq names its product rho guanine nucleotide exchange factor 7-like. The transcript is spliced from 21 exons. The record is from RefSeq and is a predicted model, not a curated record. Bases 1248 to 3857 code for a protein of 869 amino acids. Gene Ontology annotation, biological process: intracellular signal transduction. NCBI's taxonomy places the organism in Eukaryota, Metazoa, Chordata, Actinopteri, Salmoniformes, Salmonidae. Gene Ontology annotation, molecular function: guanyl-nucleotide exchange factor activity; protein binding.
GAGGUCGAGUUCCCCUGGUUUCAUAUGCUGUUAUUAGUGAGGUCGAGUUCCCCUGGUUUCAUAUGCUGUUAUUAGUGAGGUCGAGUUCCCCUGGUUUCAUAUGCUGUUAUUAGUGAGGUCGAGUUCCCCUGGUUUCAUAUGCUGUUAUUAGUGAGGUCGAGUUCCCCUGGUUUCAUAUGCUGUUAUUAGUGAGGUCGAGUUCCCCUGGUUUCAUAUGCUGUUAUUAGUGAGGUCGAGUUCCCCUGGUUUCAUAUGCUGUUAUUAGUGAGGUCGAGUUCCCCUGGUUUCAUAUGCUGUUGUUAGUGAGGUCGAGUUCCCCUGGUUUCAUAUGCUGUUAUUAGUGAGGUCGAGUUCCCCUGUUCCCUGAUUUUCUUUUUUCAAUAACUUAAAUCAUGAAGUGUCAUGAAUUUCUGCAGAAUGGGUGGAUGGCUGUAUUUGUUACCCUGUUAAGUUGUGUUUAUUUGUUAAUGCGAAUCUAUACAGUUAUAGUGCACAGCAAAUGUAGGUUGUGUUGUACAAAUGGCAAUAAUUGCUAUUUGAAUAGAAAGAAUAAUUUAAUCACCCUCAAGUUAAUGGUGGUUUUAUAUUCUGCAGGCAGGGGGCGCUACAGUUCAUUCUUACGUGGGAUUCGGGAGUCCUAUAAAUUAAAUAUUGUAGUCCGUAAUAAACGGUGUAUUAUGCAAAUCUUUAUAUUUAUACACAACACACAGUUUAAUACCGAUUGAAUAAGUAAAUACAAUCAUUUGAGCGUUAAAAUGCAGUAGCCCACUCUGAAAUCUAAUAUCAUGGAUUGUAUUAUAAGGAGCUAUUAUUACAGCAACCUUUAAUAGUUGAUGUAGGCCCAGCUAACUCAUGCAAACUUAUGCAAAUAAUUAAGAGUAAAAUAUUAAACCGCCAACAGGGGGACAGUCUCUAAAAGCAGUUAGUUUUACAUCUUCGUGAUGUCAUUCUCUGUUGGAGCAUUUCGCGGCAGCAGCAGGCGACACAGGUUGGGGGAAUAACGAGAGAGAGGGGGGCAGUUGACAGUUUACCAGGCGUAAAAGACUGGGAAACGAAGCCAAUAAACGAGCUACAACUUAAAGGACGAAAGCAGCUGUCCGUCAACCUCUCCCAAAACCCAGUCAUGUUAUCUUUAUCCGUUAGGAUAUGUUUUUAUUCUGAAUAGACUAUUAUUCUCCAAUUACAUCGUUCUCUUCUAGCAGAACAUCCCAGGAUAGGAUAGAGUGGAUGUUAUUGUAAUAAUAGCCAUGAAUUCGGCGGAACAGACGGUAACGUGGCUGAUAACGUUGGGGGUCUUGGAGUCACCGAAAAAGACAAUUUCUGACCCUGAAGGAUUCCUGCAGUCUUCUCUCAAAGAUGGGGUUGUCCUGUGCAAGCUGGUGGAGCGAUUGCGCCCUGGUUCGGUUGAGAAAAUCUUCCAAGAACCAAGGAAUGAUAGUGAGUUCCAGAGCAAUAUAAAGGAGUUUCUGAAAGGCUGCGGGUCCUUCCGAGUGGAGCCAUUUGAGGUCAAUGACCUUCUCCAGGGACUGAACUUCACCAAGGUGCUCAACUCUCUGGUGGCACUGGCCAAAGCCACCGAGGACAUAGGAGUGGGCAGUGACUCUGUGUGUGCGCAUCACUCGUCCUCGUUACGGAUCAAGUCGUUUGACUCUCUGAACACUCAGUCUCCCCGCGGACGCUCCUCCAAACUCCUCCACAACCAGUACCGCAGCCUGGACAUGUCGGAGAGCGGUGGGCAGCGGGUACUGGUGAGGGCCAAGUUCACCUUCCAGCAGACCAAUGAAGACGAGCUGUCCUUCAACAAGGGUGACAUCAUCAGUGUGUCACGCCAGGAAGACGGCGGCUGGUGGGAGGGCUCGUUCAACGGCAACAAGGGCUGGUUCCCUAGCAACUAUGUCAAGGAGGUCAAAGGCAGCGACAAACCAGUGUCUCCUAAGUCUGGCACCCUCAAAAACCCUGUGAAAGGCUUUGACACACCAGCUGUCAGCAAGACCUACUAUAACCUGGUGCUCCAGAACAUUCUAGAGACCGAGACCGAGUAUUCCAAGGAGCUCCAAAGCCUACUGACCUCAUACCUGCACUCAAUGCAACCCACAGACAAGUUGAGCAGUGCAGACGUCAGUCACAUCCUGGGGAAUCUGGAGGACAUCUCUACCUUCCAGCUGAUGUUGGUUCAGUCCUAUGAGGAAUGUACCAGGCUUCCAGAGAGCCAGCAGAGAGUAGGGGGCUUCUUCCUCAACCUGCUGCCCCAGAUGAAGGCUCUCUACAUGGCCUACUGCUCCAACCACCCCUCGGCUGUCAACGUCCUCACAGAACACAGUGAGGAGCUGGGGGAGUUUAUGGAGGGGAUGGGAGCCAGUAGUCCAGGUAUCCUGACCCUCACCACUGGUCUCAGUAAACCCUUCAUGAGGCUGGACAAAUACCCUACACUGCUGAAGGAACUGGAGAGACACAUGGAGGAGCAUCAUCCUGAUCGACCAGACAUCCAGAAGUGUUUGACCUCCUUCAAAAGCCUCUCUGCUCGGUGUCAGGAGGUGAGGAAACGUAAGGAGCUGGAGCUGCAGAUUCUAACUGAGACGAUCAGACGCUGGGAGGGAGAUGACAUCAGAACCCUGGGCCCUGUCCUGUACAUGUCUCACACACUCUGCCACACACACGGAUCAGAGGAGAAGAGUGAACGCUACCUCCUGCUGUUCCCAAAUGUUCUCCUACUGCUGUCUGCCAGCUCCAGAAUGAGUGGAUUCAUCUACCAGGGUAAGCUGCCAUUGACAGGAAUGCUUAUCUCAAGGAUAGAAGAUUGUGAGGUGGUCAAAAACGCUUUUGAAAUAUCAGGAAGUACGUGUGAGCGGAUGCAGGUGGUGUGUAACAACCAGCAGGAUUUGCAGGAGUGGGUGGAGCAUCUGUCGAGACACACUCAGAUCAGAAACGCCCCCUCCGUGAUCAUGACCACACCCACCGCCAAGCCCCAGUCUGUCCCCUGCCACACGCUCCCGUCCCAUCCCCUGACCCCCUCCAGACACUCAGAGAGUAGGGGUGUAUCUGGGGGCCCUGCCUACCACACCCUACCCCACCCCUCCUCCCACGGGGUCCCUCAAACCCCCCCCAUGUGGGGUCCCCUGGAGCCCCCCAGCACCCCCAAACCCUGGAGCCUCAGCUGCCUCCGCCCCGCGCCCCCACUCAAGCCCUCGGCAGCACUUUGCCAUAAAGAGGAUAUGAGUAAAAGUCCUAAGAGUAUGAAGAAGCUGCUGCCUAAACGUAAACCUGAGAGGAAACCUUCAGAUGAGGACUUUGCUACCAGGAAGAGUACUGCAGCUCUGGAGGAGGAUGCCCAGAUCCUGAAAGUGAUCGAGGCCUACUGCACCAGCGCCAAAACACGACAGACACUCAACUCAACAUGGCAGGGUACUGAUUUGAUGCAUAACCACGUGCUGGCCGAGCCAGUUGACCGGUCCAGUGUGGACACUAUAGGUUGCCGUAGCAGCCUGUCCAGAGGGACCGAGCCCUGGUCUGACCUAUCAGAGGACUCGGAUUAUGACAGUAUAUGGACCGCCAGUAGUUACAGGACCUCCUCCGCUUCUCGAUCCAGGGAGAAGUCAGGUCUGCACAUGCUCUUCCCUGAGGAGGAGAAGAUCAUCGUGGAGGAGACCAAGAGCAACGGACAGACUGUCAUCGAGGAGAAGACUCUAGUAGACACGGUGUAUGGGCUGAAGGAUGAAGUACAGGAGCUGAAACAGGACAACAAGAAGAUGAGGAGGACCCUGGAUGAAGAGCAGAAAGCCAGGAAGGAGCUGGAGAAGAUCCUGAGGAGAGUCCUGAAGAACAUGAAUGACCCCACCUGGGACGAGACCAACCUGUGAGUACUCGGGUGACAUCGCAUCAACAUGGUUGGGUUCGGGCUCCACCGGGACUGGACCAAAGUUGUUAACCACAAAGCCAUCUGACGUAACACUGUGAACUGACACACUGUGGAACACUGAUCUGUCACUGUUGUAAGAGACUGGGUGUGGUCCAAUGUCAAAACAGCCAAUGAAAAUGCAACGUAGCACCCCUGAAUCACUCUGGAAGACUAUUGGCUGCGGCAUGGACCUCAGACCUUUGUGUUGAUCUGGGAUUGGAAAGAGGCUGGAACAAUCACACUAGUGAAGAUACGUGGUUUGCUCUUCUCAUCUUUGCUGAUCUGCACUCGUAUGUGCAGUAGGUCCCUAGUGCCUACAAAGGGAUUUCCUUCCACCUGUCCAGUUUUAUGCAGAGGAAAGGUAGCCACGGUAGACUAUUGAGAUGCAACCCAGACGAUUUUGACAGAUGAUGAUUUUGUCACUGCCUGCAUUACCCUGCUGCCAAGCUCCUCAACACCCCCACCCUCCUCUUAUCCCGCUCUGGUGCAUCUCCCUGUCCAUUCCUCUGAGCCUUGUAGGAGCCUAUGGCCAACACACAGAACAGCAUAACCUCUAGCUCAUUCUGCAUGUUUCCAUGGAAACCUUAGCAAUCCAAUACUGGAACGUUUUCAGGUGAUUUUUGUGGCUUUCUGAUGAUGAUUAUUUGAAAUAUUCUGGAUGACCUAUUUCUUGUUUGUUACUGUUAUUUUACCGGAUAAUGGACUUUCUAUUUUAAUGCUUUCCUGAAAACACUGUAUUUCUACUUUUGCUUUUCUACUUCUUUGUCACUUAUGAUUUGUACAGAAACGAACCGUAGCGUCUCAAAUUAAUAUCAUGAAAUGUGCCUUCGGGAAAUUAUUCCAUGAUAUUAGCUUACAUUUCUGGCAGGCUUUUCAGUUUAAAAUACUUCAAAUAUUCCAAUGCAAUAUUGAUUCCAAUGAUGAACACUAACGUAAGCUACUUAUCUAACUAUUUCAGAUUCUAUGUUAUGUCUGUAAUUUAUGUAUUUAAAUGAAAUUGACUGAGAAAGGUAUUAUGCACUCCUUAAGUUUAUUGUUCAGUGAAAACCUCCCUCCAUAUCCCUCUAUUUAUUACCUCUUCUCAGCUCGUCUCUGAAUUAAACCAGUAAACUGAAUCUCUUGUGUAUCUGAAUACUUGCGACGACUGACAUGUUGUUUUAACCAUCUUAGUUGAAAGCACUGGCUGUAAGUUGCCUCUGAAUAACAGUGUCUGCUUAAUGACCUAAAUGUGAUGUAGCCUUUGUCCUGCAUAGUGCUGUCACUUCAAAUGAAUCAGACAGUUCUCAUUGGAUACCUAUCAGUGGUAGAUUCAGGUGGAAAUGUACUCUAAACAGUCCAGGAAUGGUGACAGUGACCACGUUUCCAUGCGCACAGUAUUCUGGACAGUAGCUCAUAUCCCGCUUAAGGUCUUAUUGGGAAUAAGCUGUUUACUUGCACCUGUUGAUAUCCCGCUCACGAGUAUCCCUGUAUCCAUGAAUAAACACAAUAUUCCUCAUUUAAGUUAUGGGUAAAAUGGAAUAGUAACUGAACUCUGGACACUGACUGUAGGCCUAUACCCUCUCACAUGUAAUAUAAUAACUGCUGUGGAAUUAUACAUUUGUUGCAGUGAAACAAUACAACAGUUUUGUCUCGGGAACAGGAGUGGAGAAAUAUGAUUUCUUUCUUUCAGCAUCUUUUGAGAAAAUGUGAGUGUAACAUGUUACCUUUGACACUGUUAUGCCAGCAGACAGUAUUUCAACCACAAAAUAUGCACCCAAGAUCAACUGAAGUCUUAUCAGAAACGUGUUUCAUGGUUUUCUCAGCUUUUCAUUUUCUUAAAACCGGUCAAACUGAUGACAAUUGGAUAUUUCGUACGAGAACAAACUUUCUGUUAUUGUGCAUUUUCUCCCGAUCCCUAAACAAAUCAGAAGUUAACUAGAUUACUAAUGCAUUCGUUCUAUCAAUGUAAGACAUUAUUCUGGUGAGCACUACUUUAUUUAGUCUUCUGGGGCAACAAGUUAGGACAGAAGAGAAGCUGUGCCUUUGGAAAGUAUUCAGACCCCUUUUUUGUUACAUUACAGCCUUAUUAUAAAAAGUAUUCAAUUGUUUUUUCCCCUCAUCAAUUUACACACACAAUACCCCAUAAUGACAAAGCAAAAACAUGUUUUUUGAAAUUGUUGCUAAUAUAUUGAAAAUAAAAAACCAAUCACAUUUAUCUAAGUACUCAGACCCUUUACUCAGUACUUUGUUGAAGCACCGUUGGCAGUGAUUACAACCAAGUCUUCUUGGGUAUGACGUUACAAGCUUGGCACACCUGUAUUUGGGGAGUUUCUCCCAUUUUUCUCUGCAUAUCCUCUCAAGCUCUGCCAGGUUGGAUGGGGAGCGUUGCUGCACAGUUAUUUUCAUGUCUCUCCAGAGAUGUUCAAUCAUGUUCAUGUAAAGGCUCUGGCUGUGCCACUCAAGGACAUUCAGAGACUUGUCCCGAAGCCACUCCUGCGUUGUCUUGGCUGUGUGCUUAGGGUUGUUGUCCUGUUGGAAGAUGAACCAGUCUGAGGUCCUGAGCACUCUGGAGCAGGUUUUUGACAAUGAUCUCUGUACUUUGCUCCAUUAUUCUUUGCCUCGAUCCUGACUAGUCUCCCAGUCCCUGCCGCUGAAGAACAUCCCCACAGCAUGAUGCUACCACCACCAUGCUUCACCAUAGGGAUGGUGCCAGUAUUCCUCUAGACGUGACGUUUGGAAUUCAGGCCAAAGAGUUCAAUCUUGGUUUCAUCAGACCAGAUAAUCUUGUUUCUCAUGGCCUGAGAGUCUUUAGGUGCCUUUUGGCAAACUACAAGCAGGCUGUUAUGUGCCAUUUUACUGAGGAGUGGCUUCCAUCUGGCCACUCUACCAUAAAGGCCUGAUUUGGUGGAAUGCUGCAGAGAUGGUUGUCCUUCUGGAAGGUUCUCCCAUCUCUACAGAGGAACUCUAGAGCGCUGUCAGGGUGACCAUCGGGUUCUUGGUCACCUCUUUACAGAAGUAUUCAGACCCUUUGCAAUGAGACUUGAAAAUUGAGCUCAGGUGCAUCCUGUUUCCAUUUAUGAUCCUUGAUGUUUCUACAACUUGAUUGGAGUCCACUUGUGGUAAAUUCAAUUGAUUUGAAAAGGCACACACCUGUCUAUAAGGUCCAACAGUUGACCGUGCAUGUCAGAACAAAAACCAAGCCAUGAGGUCGAAGGAAUUGUCCAUAGACCCCCGAGACAGGAUCGUGUCGAGGCACAGAUCUGCGGAAGGGUAACCAAAACAUUUCUGCAGCAAUGAAGGUUCCCAAGAACACAGUGGCCUCCAUCAUUCUUAAUGGAACCACCAAGACUCUUCCUAGAGCUGGAUGCCCGGCCAAACUGAGCAAUCGGGGGAGAAGGGCCUUGGUCACUGUUAGGAAUUUUGUUAAUAAUAACUAAAACAAUUUCUAGAUUUAGAUAAAAUUAUAACUACUUGAACUCUGCACGCCUAGUGAAAGAGAUUUGUGCCGUGGGUUAUAAAGUAAGCAAAAAGGGUCGUUAAACUAUGGUUGAACUGACCCAACUUAGCCCUGAGAUGUUUAGAUAAGGCAGUGAGUAACUUCUUAGGUCUUCCAUUAUCUUGAGUUGUCUGCUAAAGUGGUAAUAAAUUAUAGUGAGCCUUCAGGAGAAUAAAUUAUAUUGUGUGUCAUGUGUGUGCGCUGGGGAGUUGGAAUGAACUUUUGAACCUGUUUUAUAUUGGUCAAGAGGAGGAGAUUUAUUCUGUAAACCAAUGACGUCAUAUCUUGUAUAUAAACUGUUGUUUAUGGUUAAAUGGGAGCGUGCCCUGAGAAUAAAUACUAUUAUCUAAUUUUAAUAA